AAUUAUAGAAGAAUAUGUUAAAAAUGAGGCUGAUAUAGCUAAAUUAAAAACAGGUUCGCAAUAUCCAAUCCUUUUUGAGCGUAUUAAGACUACAAUUCUUGAGCUUGAGACAAGGAAUGCAAAAUUAAAACCAAUUAUAGAGGAAUUUACAAAGAAAUCAGAAUCUAGCCACCUUGUGACUGGCAAGAAAAAUCGCAAAUUUCAGACUAAAUGCAUUCAAAUAGCCGAGGAAAUUCCUAACGAGGAACCAAUAAUUGAGUAUCGCCCUCCCUUCUUGAAUGGAUUGGAAUUUGAUGCCUUCUUUCAAAAAUAUCGAAUCGCAUUGGAGGUACAAGGAAGUCAGCACCGAUUUCACAACACUGGUUGGUAUAAGGAUGUUAAAAAAUUCGAAGAUAUUGUUAAUCGUGAUCGUUUAAAAAGAUGCAUGUGUCAAGAUAACAGAAUUUUUCUUCUUGAGGUAUGGUAUAACGAAAAACCUAAAAUUGUCAUCCCUCAAAGAAUACAAAAAAUUAAAAGUUUCGUUAAUCAAGCUUCUAAAAUUUUUGAUCUAUAA
Diversispora eburnea is the source of this 553-nucleotide messenger RNA. Lineage: Eukaryota; Fungi; Glomeromycota; Glomeromycetes; Diversisporales; Diversisporaceae. The record is from the annotation of a GenBank genome assembly.